AUGAUGCAAUCACUUGGUAUCCGUGAACUCCACCGGCGAGUACCAAUUUGGUUCUUAGUAGGUAGUACAGUCAUAAAGAUUGAGGCAAACAGGGUAUGGACACUCAACAAGUUCAUUGCCAGUUGCAACACUCCGAGCCUGCAUGGCCCGGAAGAAGCCAGCCACGAUGGUGGACACACCCUUUCACCGGGGAGCGUACCAUCGCUCGAUGGUCAAGAUACAACCACUAACCGUGUGGACGAUGCAAACACGGUCGAUCCGCGGGUGGCUCGUCAAAGCGAGUCCAUGUACAUCCUGUUCAACUCUCAAUUCAGUGCAGCGGUACCUCUGUGA
Phytophthora nicotianae INRA-310 is the source of this 333-nucleotide messenger RNA. RefSeq lists its product as hypothetical. Lineage: Eukaryota; Oomycota; Peronosporomycetes; Peronosporales; Peronosporaceae. The coding region runs from base 1 to 333 and encodes 110 amino acids. The transcript is spliced from 2 exons. The record is from RefSeq and is a predicted model, not a curated record.